Messenger RNA from Eruca vesicaria subsp. sativa (arugula), 318 nucleotides. Lineage: Eukaryota; Viridiplantae; Streptophyta; Magnoliopsida; Brassicales; Brassicaceae. The record is from the annotation of a GenBank genome assembly.
AUGCCAGGUAUGUAUGAGUUCUUCGUCCUCCAUUUACUUGAUGAAGGAAGGGGAAAAAUCCAUCUUGCUGGUGAGAAAGGAUUGUUAUUGGCCAAUCGUGAAUUUGUUGAUCGGAUGAAUUACAUGAUCACGACUUCAGUAUCCUCAGACUAUUGGGGUUACGAAAAAUCUGAGGUGUUUAUGUCUCUACUGGAAAGAAUAGAUCUCAACGUCUCACAUGAUUGUUGGUGCUCCGCAAUGGAUCUAGAAUACGGUGGAAAUGCUAUUGUUGUUUCUGGCAAUGUGCAGCUUGGGACUUCUGAAAUGAUAUUCACUUGA